CUCGGCCACACAAAGGCCCGUCUCCAUGGCAGCCGCGCGGGCCGGAGCGCAGCGCCGAUCGCGGCCCGGGCGCCAUCGAGCCUCGGCGGCGGACGUGCAGGGUGCCGAGGGCGAUGUCUCUGCAGCUCUGGGCCCUGGCCCUCCUGGGCCUCGUGGGCACAAGUGCGGGCCUGCGGCCCCGAAAGCUGGACUUCUUCCGAAGCGAGACGGAGCUGAACCACCUGGUUGUGGAUGAGGCCUCGGGCGUGGUGUACGUGGGGGCGGUGAACGCGCUCUACCAGCUGAGUGCCAGACUCCAGCUGGAGCAGCAGGCGGCCACGGGCCCGGCCCUGGACAACAAGAAGUGUACGCCCCCCAUCGAGGCGAGCCAGUGCCACGAGGCCGUGCUGACCGACAACGUCAACCAGCUGCUGCUGCUCGACCCUCCCGGGAAGCGUCUCAUCGAGUGCGGCAGCCUCUUCAAGGGCAUCUGCGCCCUGCGUGCUCUGAGCAACAUCUCUGUGCGUCUCUUCUAUGAGGACGGUAGCGGCGAGAAGUCCUUCGUGGCCAGCAACGACGAGAGUGUGGCCACGGUGGGGCUGGUGAGUGCCACGAGCCCCGGUGGCGAGAGGGUUCUGUUCGUGGGCAAGGGCAACGGGCCCCAUGACAACGGCAUCAUCGUGAGCACCCGCCUGCUGGACCGGACCGAGGGCAGGGAGGCCUUCGAGGCCUACACGGACCACGCCACCUACAAGGCCGGCUACCUGUCCACCAACACGCAGCAGUUCGUGGCCGCCUUCGAGGACGGCCUCUACGUUUUCUUCGUCUUCAACCAGCAGGACAAGCACCCGCCCCGCAACCGCACGCUGCUGGCGCGAAUGUGCAAGCAAGACCCCUUCUACUACUCCUACCUGGAGACAGACCUGCGGUGCCUUGACCCCGCCGACCCCCAGGCCCCGGCCUUCGGCACCUGCUUGGCGGCCUCCGUGGGUGUGCCGAGCGCCGACAGAGUGCUGUACGCGGUCUUCAGCAGGGACGGCCGGAGCGGCGGGGGACCCCGUGCGGGCCUCUGCCUGUUCCCCCUGGACGAGGUGCACGCCAAGAUGGAGGCCAGCCGCAACGCCUGCUACACGGGCACCCGGGAGGCGGGCCGUGACACCUUCUACAAGCCCUUCCACGGCGAGAUCCAGUGUGGAGGCCACGGGCUGGGCGCCAGUGAGAGCUUCCCGUGUGGCUCUGAGCACCUGCCUUACCCGCUGGGCAGCAGAGACGGACUCACAGCCACAGCCGUGCUGCAGCGUGGAGGCCUGAACCUGACAGCCGUGAUGGUGACCGCGGAGAAUGGCCACACUGUUGCCUUCCUGGGCACCUCAGAUGGCCGGGUCCUCAAGGUGUACCUUGCCCCGGAUGGCAGCUCCUCGGAGUACGGCUCCAUCCUCGUGGAGAUCAGUAAGAGGAUCCAGCGGGACCUGGUGCUGUCUGCAGACCUGGCCAGUCUUUACGCUCUGACCCAGGACAAGGUGUUCCGGCUUCCCGUGCAGGAGUGUCUGAGCUACACGACCUGCACACAGUGCCACAGCUCCCAGGACCCCUACUGCGGCUGGUGUGUCGUCGAGGGACGAUGCACCAGGAGGGCCGAGUGCCCACGGGCUGAGGAGCACGGCCACUGGCUGUGGAGCCGUGACGAGUCCUGCGUAGCCAUCACUGGGGCCCAGCCACAGAACAUGAGCCGCCGGGCCCAGGGCGAGGUGCAGCUGUCUGUCAGCCCCCUCCCGGCCCUGAGUGAGGACGACGAACUGCUGUGUCUCUUUGGUGACUCACCACCACACCCGGCCCGUGUGGAAGGCGACGCCAUCAUAUGCAACUCCCCGAGUAGCAUUCCUGGCACGCCGCCUGGCCAAGACCACGUGGCCGUAAACAUCCAACUGCUCUUCAGACGCGGCAGCAUCUUCCUCACCUCUCACCUGUAUCCCUUCUAUGACUGCCGGGAGGCCAUGAGCCUGGCCGAGAACCUGCCGUGUAUCUCCUGCUCAAGCAACCGUUGGACCUGCCAGUGGGAUCUGCGCUACCACGAGUGUCGGGAGGCCUCCCCCAACCCCGAGGCCGGCAUCGUCCCCGCCCACAUGGAGGACAGCUGCCCCCAGUUCCUGAACCCCAGCCCGCUGGUCAUCCCCAUGAACCACGAGACGGACGUGACCUUCCAGGGCAAGAACCUGGACACAGUGAAGGGUUCCUCUCUGUACGUGGGUAGUGACCUGCUCAAGUUUGAGGAGCCGGUGAGCACACAGGAACCAGGAACCUUCUUCUUUCGGACACCAAAGCUGUCCCAUGACGCCAACGAGACGCUGCCCUUGCACCUGUACAUCAAGUCCUACGGCAAGAACGUGGAUAGCAAACUCCAGGUCACUCUCUACAACUGUUCCUUUGGCCGGAGCGACUGCAGCCUGUGCCUGGCCGCCGACCCCGUGUACAAGUGUGUGUGGUGUGGCGGGCAGAGCAGGUGCGUGUACGAGGCUCUGUGCAGCAACGCCACCUCCGAGUGCCCGCCGCCCGUCAUCACCAGGAUCCAUCCUGAAACGGGCCCACUGGGCGGGGGCAUUCGCAUCACUAUCCUUGGGUCCAAUUUGGGGGUCAGAGCGGAUGACGUCAAGAGGAUCACCGUGGCCGAGCAGAACUGCGUCUUUGAGCCAGAGCGCUACUCUGUGUCCACCCGGAUCGUGUGCACUAUCGACGCUGCAAAGAUGCCCAUCACGGCCGGUGUCGUCGUGGAUGUCAAUGGGAAGCUUGGUCAUUCGCCGCCCCACGUCCUGUUCACCUACCAGCAGCCCCAGCCCCUCAGUGUGGAACCAAAGCAGGGGCCACAGGCAGGCGGCACCACGCUGACCAUCAAUGGCACCCACCUAGACACAGGCUCUGAGGAAGACGUGCGGGUGACCCUCAAUGACGUCCCUUGUAAAGUGACACAGUUUGGGGCCCAGCUGCAGUGCGUCACUGGCCCGCAGGCAGCUCUGGGGGAGCUGCCCCUAGAGAUUUACUACGGGGGCUCCCGUGUGCCCAGCCCUGGUGUUGUCUUCACCUACCGCGAGAAUCCAGUGCUACGUGCCUUUGAACCGCUGCGAAGCUUCGUCAGCGGUGGCCGUAGCAUCAACGUCACGGGGCAAGGCUUCAGCCUGAUCCAGAGAUUCGCCAUGGUGGUCAUCGCUGAGCCCUUGCAGUCCUGGCGGCGGAGGCGGGAGGCCGGCCCUCUGCAGCCCACGACGGUUGUGGGCACGGAGUACAUGUUCCACAAUGACUCCAAAGUGGUCUUCCUGUCGCCGGCGGUCCCCGAGGAGCCCGAGGCCUACAAUCUCACGGCGCUCAUCCAGAUGGACGGGCACCGCGCCUUGCUCAGGACCGAGGCCGGUGCCUUUGAGUACGUGGCUGACCCCACCUUUGAGAACUUCACGGGGGGCGUCAAGAAGCAGGUCAACAAGCUCAUCCAUGCCCGGGGCACUAAUCUGAACAAGGCGAUGACGCUUCACGAGGCCGAGGCCUUCGUGGGCGCUGAGCGCUGCAUCAUGAAGACGCUGACCGAGACGGACCUGUACUGCGAGCCCCCCGAGGUGCAGCCCCCGCCCAAGCGGCGGCAGAAGCGAGACACGACACACAACCUGCCUGAGUUCAUCGUGAAGUUUGGCUCCCGAGAGUGGGUGUUGGGCCGUGUGGAGUAUGACACGAGGGUGAGUGAUGUGCCACUCAACCUCAUCCUGCCGCUGGUCAUCGUGCCCAUGGUGGCCGUCAUCGUCGUGUCCGUCUACUGCUACUGGAGGAAGAGCCAACAGGCAGAGCGCGAGUACGAGAAGAUCAAGUCCCAGCUGGAGGGCCUGGAGGAGAGCGUGCGGGACCGUUGUAAGAAGGAGUUCACAGACCUGAUGAUCGAGAUGGAGGACCAGACCAACGACGUGCAUGAGGCGGGCAUCCCCGUGCUGGACUACAAGACCUACACCGACCGCGUCUUCUUCCUGCCCUCCAAGGACGGCGACAAGGACGUGAUGAUCACGGGCAGGCUGGACAUCCCCGAGUCACGGCGCCCAGUGGUGGAGCAGGCCCUCUACCAGUUCUCCAACCUGCUAAACAGCAAGUCCUUCCUGGUCACUUUCAUCCACACCCUGGAGAGCCAGCGGGAGUUCUCAGCCCGCGCCAAGGUCUAUUUCGCGUCCCUGCUGACGGUGGCGCUGCACGGGAAGCUGGAGUACUACACGGACAUCAUGCGCACGCUGUUCCUGGAGCUCAUGGAGCAGUACGUGGUGGCCAAGAACCCCAAGCUGAUGCUGCGCAGGUGA
Panthera uncia (snow leopard) is the source of this 4301-nucleotide messenger RNA. It is a transcript of the gene PLXNB2, whose product is annotated as plexin B2. The coding region runs from base 114 to 4301 and encodes 1395 amino acids. NCBI's taxonomy places the organism in Eukaryota, Metazoa, Chordata, Mammalia, Carnivora, Felidae. Gene Ontology annotation, cellular component: semaphorin receptor complex. Gene Ontology annotation, molecular function: semaphorin receptor activity; protein binding. The record is from RefSeq and is a predicted model, not a curated record. Gene Ontology annotation, biological process: regulation of cell shape; positive regulation of axonogenesis; negative regulation of cell adhesion. The transcript is spliced from 25 exons.